Molecule: messenger RNA, 1893 nt
Organism: Adineta steineri
Lineage: Eukaryota; Metazoa; Rotifera; Eurotatoria; Adinetida; Adinetidae
Source: the annotation of a GenBank genome assembly
AUGUUUAAUCGAUCUCGCGACUCAAAAUCGGCUAAACAGCCACAAAAGAAUGAUAAUAAUGCUAAAGAAGAGUUUUGUCUCAUUCGUUGGUCAGAUACAUCUGGGUACGAUAUUCUAUCUCAACAGCAUGUUCAAGCUUCACCAGAUUCUAUUUUAAACUAUGAAACGUAUACCAUCGAAUUUAAUGGAAAAAAACGGAAAGGAGUUGUCAUUUUAAAAGGAACGAAACAAGAUUGUGAAAGACUUCAAUAUAACUUAGAUUCGUCAUCAAAUGCAACAGUAGCAAAACCCAAAAGACCAUCAACAUCCAAGACUAAGUCAUUAAAUAUGACUUCUUCAUCUGCUUCCGAUAUCCUUACCUAUGUAAAAGAAGACUCUAAAGAUAAACAUGGUGAAAGUACCAUUAGUAACCAAGCACUUAGAAGAAUCUUUCAAGUAAUACUUGCAAAUGGUGCUGGUAAGACUACUAGUGGAACUGAAGAAAUACACAAGGUACGCUGUGCAGCAUGUGAUACUCAUCCAAUUAGAAGUGAUCGUUACCAGUGUUUAAAUUGUGAUGACAUAGAUUUAUGUGGCCCUUGUUUCGAACGUCGAACAGAACCUGAAGAACAUAAAAGUGGACAUGCAUUUCUUCAUUACAAAUCGCCUGGUGAACUAUUUGGUCAACCGGUAACAAACGAUGACGUGACAUAUGCUAAACUCAAAAAAACAUAUGCUGAUGACAUUCACGAAUCGAUUACUUGCGAUGGAUGUAUGUCUCCGUCUGUUAAAGGCUUAAGAUUUAAAUGCGACAGUUGUGCAAACUAUGAUCUAUGUCAAAAAUGUGUCGAUAAUGGUACUACUACAAAAACACAUAAAUCUUCUCAUCCACUUGUUGUUACAGCGCGUCGAGCAAUUCAACAAAUUCCAGUAGAAGAUAUUAAACUUGGUGAUGAACUUGGAAGUGGUGCAUUUGGUUCUGUAUACAAAGCUCGAUGGUUAUCAAAGAAUCGCCCUGUUGCAUGUAAAGUAAUUACUAUUCCUCGAACAAGUGCUGCCGAAAGACUUGAAAAGAGCUUUAUGCAAGAAUUGAUUGCUUACUCAGAACUUUCAGGUGCUUAUAUACUCAAAAUGUAUGGAUUUACAGCAUCUCGAGUGGGUUCAAACAAAAGAUAUAUGCUUGUAAUGGAAUACAUGUCUCGUGGAAGUCUUUCCAGUGUUAUUAAAAAAGAAGGUGACAAAAUAUCUUUGCAACGUAAAGUUGACAUGGCAAGAAAUAUUGCUAGUGGAAUACGUAAAAUUCAUGAUCACCGUAUGAUUCACAGAGAUAUUCGACCAGACAAUAUUCUUGUUAAUGAAAAUUACUUAGCAAAAAUUGGUGAUUUUGGAAUUGCACGAGUGGUCGAUCCACUUAAUCAACAUACACAAAUUGGAUAUCAAUCGUAUAUGCCGCCAGAGUUUUACCAAGGUAGUUACGAUCAAAAACUCGAUAUUUUUACAUUUGGUUUAACGCUUAAUGAAUUAUUUACUUCAAAACAACAUUCAUUUCAAUCAUCUACUCAUAAAAUUGCAUUUCAAGAACAAAGUCCUAUCUUUGAUGAGUUAAUUGCUCGAUGCACACUUCAUCAUCCAGAGCGACGUCCAGCAGCAAUAGAAAUUGAAAAAACUCUGGAUUUAUAUAGUGCGGGUUUCGAUGAAAUUGUAGUUAAGAAACAUCCGGACUACAUGAAUUUAUCUAUAGAAGACAAAGAUGAAAUAUUUGUUGCAUUUUAUCAAAUGUUUCAUCCUGUAGCAACAGAAUUUAUUCGUAAAGAGUUUCCAACUGAGUUUCUUAAUGGAUCAGCAGAUGCACCUGGUGUGAAAGUCGACAAAUCAGCGAAUGAUGAAAUAAGCAUUGAAUGUCACAUGCAGUAA